CUCUCCCGGUCCUGCUUGCCUUAACUGACAAGCCGCCCCCACCGCCCAAUGGAGUCCGAUAGUUCUCUCGAGAAGCGCGGCAGCGUAGGCGACCACGCCCCAGCCCACAACAAGCCCCAUCUCGCGACCCAGGACGUCGAUGUCGCAGCGGAACUCGCGGCAGGCAAUGACUUCGUCCUCGACCCAGCAGAGGCCGCGCGCGUCAGGCGAAAGAUUGACCUGCACCUCAUGCCGCUCAUGUGCAUCCUCUACAUGAUGCAGUUCGCGGACAAGACCACCCUCGGCCAGUCCGCUGUCCUGGGUUUGCUCACCGGGCCUGACGCCCGGCUGAACCAAGCCCAGUUCAACUGGCUCGGCACGGUCUUCUACCUCUUCUUCCUCGCGUUCGAGUGGCCACAAAACCUCGCGCUGCAGUACCUCCCGGUCGGCAAAUGGAUGAGUUUCAACAUCCUCGUUUGGGCGAUCGCCCUGCUCUGUCACGCCGCCGCGAAGACGUUUGGACAGUUCUUCGUGUGCCGCCUCUUCCUGGGGAUUUGCGAGGGCGCGAUCACGCCCGGGUUCAUGAUUAUCACGUCCAUGUUCUACACGCGUCAGGAGCAGACCCAGCGCGUCGGCUACUGGUUCCUGAUGAACGGCGCCGCGAUCAUCCUGCUCGGGCUCGUGGCGUACGGCACCCUGCACAUCCACUCGACGGUGCUUCAGGCGUGGCAGUGGCUCAUGAUCAUCACCGGGGUCAUCACGUUCGUCGUCGCCAUUCUCUUCUGGUUCUUCUUCCCCGACUCGCCCGCGACGGCGUGGUUCCUCACGCCCGAGGAGCGCGUCAUCGCGAUCGAGCGCAUCAAGGUGAACCAGGCCGGCGUCGAGAACAAGCACUUCAAGAAGGACCAAUUCAUCGAGUGCCUGAAAGAUCCGAAGACGUGGCUGUUCUUCUUCUUCGCUGCCAUCUCGAACGUCACGAACUCGCUCAGCAACCAGCGCCAGCUCAUCGUCGCCGGCUUCGGGUUCACCUCGCUCCAGACCACGCUCCUCGGCUGCGUCGACGGCGUCGUCGAGAUCAUCGUUAUCUUCUGCACCGUCACGUCCGCGACGUACUGGAAGAACGGGCGUGCGUAUUCGGGCGCGCUCGCGUACUGCGUCGCGAUCCUCGGCUCGAUCCUCGUCAACACGCUCCCGUCGAGCACGAGGGUUGGUCUGCUCUUCUCGUAUUGGAUUUCGAUCACGUCCAUAGCGCCCUUCGUGGUCAUGCUGGCCUGGGUCGGCUCGACCACUGCGGGGCACACAAAACGCCUAACCACAAACGCGAUCGUGAUGAUCGGGUACGCGGUGGGCAACGCCGCGGGCCCGCAGUACUGGGAGCAGAAGUAUAAGCCACGGAACCACGUCCCGUGGCUGAUCCUCUCGAUCUGCUGGGCGGUCUCCGCGCUGCUCCUGCUCGCGACGCGCGCGUACCUGGCGUGGGAGAACGCGCGCCGCGAGCGCGCGGGGCCGGACGAGCGCUACGACGACGUGUAUGUCACGGAGAAGCGCGCGGACGGGUCGGUCGUGGACAAGAAGGUCGACAAGGCAUUCUUGGAUCUCACGGACAUGCAAAACCGCGACUUCCGCUACGUCCUUUAAUGGGCACAGCGGUGUUACGCCCGCUUCUUGCCUCUUGCCUUCACGACGCCUCCUAGACGACACGCCGCGCCGCGCCCAAGACCUGCGCCCCCACCCCUCUCAAGAUUUACGCCUCACCACACUCACCACAACGCACGCGUCUCCACGAACGGACGGCUCUCAUCUUGGACCCGGCGCGCCCCGCGAUACCUGUGACCACGCCCACGCAUGUAGUUAACGUUAUUGAACGUGUAUCAUACCCACCCAGCCCGCUGCAUAAUAGGAAUUCGA
This is a messenger RNA of Trametes versicolor FP-101664 SS1, 1887 nucleotides long. Its product is annotated as MFS general substrate transporter. The record is from RefSeq and is a predicted model, not a curated record. Gene Ontology annotation, molecular function: transmembrane transporter activity. The transcript is spliced from 16 exons. Gene Ontology annotation, biological process: transmembrane transport. The coding region runs from base 49 to 1617 and encodes 522 amino acids. NCBI's taxonomy places the organism in Eukaryota, Fungi, Basidiomycota, Agaricomycetes, Polyporales, Polyporaceae. Gene Ontology annotation, cellular component: membrane.